AGGGGAUAUAAGUAAGCCCGAUCGAUCCGAAAUCGAUACCGCUCUCACUCUUCUGCCGUUCCAGUCAACUUGAUCACAGAUCAGAUCAUUAAAAAUGAUGAAGGUUAUCGCCCUUGUUCUCUGUCUGGCUGUCGCCGCCCUCGCUGAGCCUGUGAGCUACGGCAAGUACAGCAAAGGUGCCAUCGGCUACCCCUACGGUAGUACGUACGGCUACGGUAUGCUGGGAGGAAUGUACGGAGGGCUGGGACAUUACGGGGGUAUCUAUGGCGGGCAAUACGGACUGAUGGGAGGUCUGUACGGAGGAGGACUUGGCAGCUAUGGUGGUCUUUACGGCAUGAGCCCCUUCAUGGGCGGCUACUACGGGGGACUUGGAACCGGCCUUGGACUCGGAACCGGGCUUGGACUCGGAAAAGGCUAUGGCUACUAUUGAAGCUCGAAAUGACUUCACUCUCAUCGAUAUUCAUAUCUAUUUAUUUUACCAAUCAUCAUAUGUGCCAAAUAAACAUUGAACUGUGUAAAUAA
Messenger RNA from Haliotis rufescens (red abalone), 522 nucleotides. RefSeq names its product ctenidin-3-like. NCBI's taxonomy places the organism in Eukaryota, Metazoa, Mollusca, Gastropoda, Lepetellida, Haliotidae. The coding region runs from base 95 to 430 and encodes 111 amino acids. The record is from RefSeq and is a predicted model, not a curated record. The transcript has 3 exons.